AUUAUUGAGUGUUGAUUUUUUUGAAAAAAAAAAUGGCUCCGAAGAAGAACCCCACCAUAGAAACCCUACCCCCAAAAAUCCUUCCAUCUGAAUCGCCCCCAAAAAUGCAUUCGACUAUUUCUGCUCUAACUGCACACACAGCAGGGGAGGGAACAGUAGACGACGCUGCCGCCGGGGUCCGGGAGAGGCUCCGGCGGCACCAGACAGAGGUCGCCGCCGGCCGUGUCUGGAUACCGGAGAUUUGGGGCGAGGAGGACUUCCUCAAGGACUGGAUUGAUUGCUCCGCCUUCGACGCCGCCCUCGCCGCCACCCCGAUCCUGUCCGCCAGGGAGGCGCUGGUGGAGGAAGGCCGCCGGACCAGGGCGAACUCCGGCGCCGGAAUCAGAGUCGAGAGUUCCGGCCGACGGCGACGGUGAUGGGCGUACGGUUACCAGUUUUAUUUUUCGAAAUUUUAUUUCUGUUGAUAAAUCACUUGUUGAUAUUUUCUAAUGAAAUUAAUUAAUUAUCAAAAUAUUUCAUCAUAUCAUUUA
Andrographis paniculata is the source of this 530-nucleotide messenger RNA. Its product is annotated as protein BIC1-like. The coding region runs from base 33 to 416 and encodes 127 amino acids. Gene Ontology annotation, biological process: blue light signaling pathway. Lineage: Eukaryota; Viridiplantae; Streptophyta; Magnoliopsida; Lamiales; Acanthaceae. The record is from RefSeq and is a predicted model, not a curated record. The transcript has a single exon.